AUGUGGAGUGCUUUUCACCAGGUAUCUAGCCUCGCUUCCACCCUCCCCAAGUUUGUUUACUUCAAAGCCACUGGCCAGUCGCGGCGUGCCGCGGCCGGAGCUACAAACAUCAACUUCAUGUCAAACAUCUCGCAACCUACACCAAAAUAUACAGCCCUUCUUGACGAUUCGACGGCACUGACGAACAAGAACAAGAUAAUGGCUCCCAUUAGAAAUAGGAAGAGGGUGUCAGAGCAAUCCACCGUCUCGAGAGAGCAAGAUGCGGCCACAGACACCAAAGUGCCUGUAAAAAGCCCAUCAACACCUCACGAGAGAAGUCCACUUAAGAAGCGCAAGAUGGGAAUCAGCACUCUGCAGAAACAGGCCUUGAUUGACAAUCUGCAACUAGAAGUCACUGAACGCGCCAGACGACUUCGCGCCCAAUACCAUCUACAAGCACAGGGCUUACGAUCCCGAAUUGAAAUACGAAUCAACAGAAUACCCGUUUCUCUGCGAAAGCUGACAAUUGGUGAACUCAUUUUGAAAUGUUCACAACAGGAACAAGGUCAGGUCUUUGCUAGGCCUCCUCCAGUGCCUGCCAAAGACACAUUUCGCUCGAGCCCCCAGAGAGCGCUACCGGCUCGGAGUCAGGCCGUAGGCCGCGGCUACAAACGCAUGAGUGAGAUUGCAGGAGACAAGGAAAACGACGCGGAAAACAGGGACGGCGCCAAAAAGAAGAUUAGAACAGAGACGGGGCGUGUUCGGCCAAACCAGGUCCUGUCCCCGACUUCAUCAAACUCGCGCCUUGGAAAUAUGGACCGGUCGGCAUCGCCGGCGAAGCCGCAAAUGUCUCGACCUGGCUCUCCGUUGAAACCCGCCUCCUCGCGCGCCGCCGCCUCAAGCGUUCUCUCCAGCAUGGUGGAAAAGGCCAAGGCUACACGUACUGCUACGCGCACGAGGGGAACCAGAAAGGUCACCACGACUUCAGAAGCGAGUUCCGCGUCAACGACCGCCACGAAAUCUCGACGCCCUGCCACUACUGCAGCCUCCCGAGCGCCUAUUUCCCGACCAGCAACCCGGACAGGCCGCCGUCCUAGUGGGACGAGUGACACUAGCGAGGGGAGUGUCGGAACUGUAGUUCGAAAACCGAGCGCAUCCAAAAAGGCAGCGCCAGCAGCCGCGCGUACCACUGUCAUGGGGACUAUUCGAAAGGGCGUUACCAGUGCUACGACGAAGAGAGCAGCAACGAGAACAACGGCAGCCCCAACAACAGCAGCGAGUGCUAGGGUGUUGCGUAAGCGGGGAUAG
This is a messenger RNA of Metarhizium album ARSEF 1941, 1287 nucleotides long. RefSeq names its product Borealin-lik. The transcript has 4 exons. Lineage: Eukaryota; Fungi; Ascomycota; Sordariomycetes; Hypocreales; Clavicipitaceae. Gene Ontology annotation, biological process: mitotic sister chromatid segregation. The coding region runs from base 1 to 1287 and encodes 428 amino acids. Gene Ontology annotation, cellular component: spindle midzone; chromosome, centromeric region; chromosome passenger complex. The record is from RefSeq and is a predicted model, not a curated record.